Messenger RNA from Schistosoma turkestanicum, 2286 nucleotides. The record is from the annotation of a GenBank genome assembly. Lineage: Eukaryota; Metazoa; Platyhelminthes; Trematoda; Strigeidida; Schistosomatidae.
AUACUGACUUGCGAAAAAGAUAUUGAAUACUGUAUGACUGUGACAGCGCCCGCCCUGAAUAUUUAUCGGAGCUAUGUCGAAGGAUCUCCCUAAGCUUGAUCCGUUUAGAACAAAGGCAGAAAUAAAGGGGAAGAAGCAGAAAAGGUCCCAAGGAUCUUCACACUAUAGACCGAAAGCACCAACUGAACUAACACGUCUACCGGCAUUUAAAGAUGUCUCUCCUUCCGAACAUCAAGAGUUGUUUGUGAAAAAACUUCAGCAAUGCUGUGUGGUUUUUAACUUUGAGGAUUCAACUUCUGAUGUUAGUAGUAAAGAGAUCAAAAGGACUUUCUUGAAUGAGCUAGUUGAGUACAUAAGCGUAACCAGAAACGCGUUGAAUGAAUCAGUUUACCAACCAAUUGUUUCUAUGAUUGCUUGUAAUAUAUUCCGACCCCUCCCACCCUCUGACAACCCCGACUUUGAUCCUGAGGAAGACGACCCAAUUUUAGAAGCAGCCUGGCCUCACCUCUCAUACGUCUAUGAAUUCUUCCUGCGCUUUCUUGAGUCUCCUGAUUUCCAACCGGUUGCUGCCAAGAAGUACAUUGACCAAAAAUUCGUACUUCAAUUAUUGGAGCUAUUUGACAGCGAAGAUCCUCGAGAACGUGAACUCCUAAAAACCGUGGUUCAUCGCAUUUACGGGAAGUUUUUAGGACUGAGGUCUUUCAUCAGGAAGCAGAUUAACAAUAUAUUUUUAAGAUUCAUAUAUGAAACCGAACAGUUCAAUGGUGUUGGGGAGUUGCUUGAAAUUUUGGGGAGUAUUAUUAAUGGGUUCGCUCUCCCACUCAAGUCUGAACAUACUCGUUUCCUCGCAAAAGUGUUGAUCCCACUUCACAAAGCGAAGUCUUUGGUCACUUUCCAUCCUCAACUUGCCUACUGUAUUGUCCAGUUCUUGGACAAAGAUGCGACUCUCACAGAGCAAGUCGUUCGUGGACUCUUGAAAUUUUGGCCCAAAACAUAUUCUCAAAAGGAAGUUAUGUUUUUGGGUGAAAUCGAAGAAAUCCUGGAAGUCAUUGAGCCUUUGCAAUUUCAGAUUAUUAUGGUCCCUCUUUUCAAACAAAUCGCAAAGUCUGUUUCAAGUUCCCAUUUCCAGGUUGCUGAACGAGCAUUAAGUUACUGGAACAAUGAUAAUAUAGUUUCUCUGAUUGAAGAAAAUCAUGACACUCUUAUACCGAUAUUGUUCCCAUCUUUUUAUCGUAUUUCACGCGAGCAUUGGAAUCAAACGAUUGUAGCUUUGGUUGGAAAUGUUCUGAAAAUCUUCAUGGAAAUGAACUCAAAUUUGUGCAAUCAGUUGACUGAAAAACACAAAGUGGAACGUCAAAGGGAACGUAAACGGGAGAAGGAACGUGAAGAAUUAUGGAAGAAACUUGAGCAGCUAAGGAUGUCUGGUUCGGGCGAUACAUCACUAAACAUUGAUUACAAAAAUAGCUCUACAGUUGUCAAUACCGCUUUCACUAAUGUUCAUCAGCUUGGAGUAAAUGUGACAAAGCGCUAACUGUGGUUUUCCAACUAGUUGUUUCGUGGACUACUAACCAUAUAAUAGUGCGUUUCAUGAUCCAUCCAUCCUAGUAGUUUCAUAAGUCAUUGCGAAAUGAGCUAGAUUCUUUAUUGAGUUAAACAGCGCUGAACAUAUAACUUGGUUUUUGAGUACACCUUGAUCAAUGCAUGUUUGUCCACUCAUAUAUUCAAUGGAUAGGAGUAUAUUCUUCCCUUGAAAUGACUAUUUUACUUUUUAUCUUCUUCAGUUUAGUACGUUUUGUUAUUUAAUGUGACGUUAUUUGUAAUUUCAUGAACUUGGUUUGUAUGUUAACUUUACUAGUAUGAGCGACCGACAGGACAAUAAAGAAAACCAUAUGGUAUUUAACUUGAAAUUUUUCGAGUGGCUUUUCCAGUCUCAUUGAUACCAUGCUCGAUUCAAACGUGAAAAGUCACACUCACAAAACCUUUGAAUUCAUUUUACAUGAUUUAUUGUUUCGAAAAUUUACUCGGUGCUUUUUCUGUUUAUUUAUAUUCUUACAGCAAACCGAGUAAAUGCAUAAAUAUUUUAUGAAAAGCAUUUUCGGGUCUCAAUAUAUCCUUAGUUACAUAUAUUUUUUUCAGCAAACGCUUAAUAAUUUUAGCUCCAUGUAUAUCGUGUUUAAACAUCCAUUGAGCCUGAAUCCUUUUGCUCUUUUAGCUUUAGCUGUUUGCGAAGUUUGAAAAUGUUGGGAGAUCGGAAUUCCAACUGUUCGUAGAUACUGCAAAUUAAAG